AAGGUUUUCUAUUCCAUACUUGCUGAUGUGGGGGGGGGGGGUUUGAUGCUACGUUGGAGGUAAUGAAAAGGUGCACUUAAAUUGUGACCUUUGUCCUCAACGUGCCUCUGCUUCUCCUCAUGUGACAACAGGACAAAGCGCAUGCACACAUCCGACUCAACACCGUUACAUAGUCACACACACACGCGUCCUGGUUUUGCAAUAAUUGAACUUGGCCGUGGUCACCGUAGAACAGAAUGAAAUAGAAAUUGAGCAAGCGUCGCUUAGCGUGCUGGCUCGCUUCCAAGCCUUUGUGACCCUCUUGGAAAAGAUUAACAGCCUGCUGGUGAGUCAGCAAAAAAAAAAAAAAAAAGGAGGAAGCGGGGAAGCGAUUCUAGACUAGAGAACUGCUUCCAGGAUGGCAUCGGUGGACGCGGUUCCCUCGUGUAUUUAUUGAUGAUGUGACCGCAGACGCAAGCAGGAUGGAUUCUCAAGUGCUUCGGGCAUUCUGUUGAUCUACUCAUAUUCAGCCAAAUGCUUCAGAACUCAAUUGAACGGCCAGCGCUCCACAGUGCAGAUGGACAAUGACUUGAAGCACACUGUGAAAGCACCCGAAGAUUUGAUUGAUUGAUUGAAGGCAAAUAGGUGUCAUUUUGUGCAGUGGCCAAGUCCAUCACCAACCUCGAAUCCAACUGAGUAUGCAUUUAAGUCUGCUGUUACAGCCCAUCUUUUUAUUUAGACAAACCACCAAAAUCACCUUGCUAACAAUGACCACUAGCUCGAGGUUGAGCCGUCCUGUAUUCAUUUACUGAUUAAAAGAGUGGAAAUUACACAAGUGUACUCAAGGAAAAUUGAAUUGACUGUAUUUUACUUAUGCUUGUUCAUGUUUGAGCACCAAUAACCGGCAGUACGUUUUAAUUGGAAAUGUUUUUUUUUUUUAAUGACCAUACAGACAUAAAAGGGAGAAGUAGGUCAAACCCCAGUGAACAAGUGUCCAGGGAAGAAAAGAAUACGAGAGAAAAAAUGAGCAAGUUCACGGAGGCUCAGAUCGCUUUUUGGCGAAAGAGGAAAUACGCGGGCGAGGAGACUCCUUAUAUGGUAAUCGCUCGACUGCUUCCGGUCUUGUCCCCUUCCUGCUGCUCUGACUCAUCCGUCCCUUUAAAAUGUGGCGUUCAGGAAACUUACGUAAAUCUCGUAAUACCAUCCGGUUCAUUUCGUUUGAGAAUUUCUGCCACCACCAAGCAUUUUAAAUGUAUUUACACGAAUACAUUUUUUUUAUGUGUGUGAUAUCGUUUUGUGUCAUUGCCAGAGAGAAAAUGUAAUUUUGACGUGCGAACUUUUUAAACUGCUGUAGUUUUGAAUGAUAUUUCUUCAAAAAGCGUAUUUGCGGUGCUGUUUAAUUUCACGCCGAGGACAUUGAUUCCAAACAUUGCGCUUGAAGACGUCGCAAUUGAUCGUGAAGAAAAACGGGACUCGUCCGACAACCUUUGGUGGCUCACGUGUGCAGCCACCCGAGCCCUUGUGCUUGCGUUCUCUGAGCGGCACCCGAACGCGCCGCGGCCGCCGCACAUUCGCUGCCCCGUGAGUGGCGGAGGCGGACGGUUGAACGGCGGCCGAAUGGACCAACCGCAGCCGGCCUGGGAGCCCUGGUCCCGCCCAUUCGUUCGACUCCCCCCUUCCUCCCUCUAAGCGGACCGAACAUUCCUCAUCUUCUCUCUCGGGGCUCGACGGCGACGUCACGUGGCCGGACAAAGCGGACUUUACGGCAGAAUCGGUCCGCUCAUGACGCCGGUCGAGGACACGUAAGGUCCAUGUUGGGUCGUGGCGUGAAGCGGAAGCGGAAGCAGGCGUCGGAGGCGGCCGGCGAGGAAACGCAGCGGCACGGCGAUGGCGAGGUCGGCACCGCAGAGGCGACAUCGGGCGGCGCCGGCGACAUCGGCGACAUGCGUCAGCGCUUGCUGGGCCUCAGCCUGGAGAAGCUGCAUCGCUACCAGGCCGGCGUGGAGCUCAGCCUGCGGCGCUCGGUGCUGCUUAUCAACACGCUGCGGCAGAUCCAGGACGACAUGCGGAACGGCAUCGAGGGCGACGCGAAUGCGGUCCUCGGCGCUCCGGACUCGCCUCUCCUGCACGAGGACCUCACGUGUCCCGGGUGCGCGGAGGGCGGCAGAGAAAGUCCGUCCUCAUCGCCGGAAUCCUCCUCGGAGGAAGUGAACGUGGGGUCCUUUAGCGAUGCGGUGAACGCCAUGGGCUACCUCGGCGACUUGGCAAUGGAUGAUAUCUUCGAGGACAUCGAUACGUCCAUGUACGAGACCUCCGACGUGUCCUCCGGCUGGACGGCGGGCUCUCUGUGGCCCGUCAGCGUGUCCCUCUGGGCGGACGAGGAUGGCAAAGGCACCGCCGGGGGUCUCCAGUCUUGUCUGAUGGACCUGAAUGAGCUGGACCACAUUAUGGAGAUCUUGGUCAAGUCCUGAUCCACCAAAAGUACAGUGAAGUCCCCGCGUCAUCGCUGUACUCGUCCGACGCCCGGCCGAGGGCGGAGGUGGAGGGAAUGACUUCACCCCAAGGAUGCAUCAGGUGCCGUUUUGUGUCCGAUGACAGGCUCGUUUUUUGCAAGUCCAGAAUCCUCAAGACCCUCUGCAGAUGAAACGCUAGCUCCUUUCACGCCGCCCGUGCGAGCCAACUUUUAUUGGGUUGCCGUCCGGCGCGGGGGGGACGUGUGGGAUCCGUGGCAGCGUCAGAUGCACUGACAUCAUCUCCGAUCUGAAUAUGAUUGCGGAAAUCCGCAUUGCCGGGUCCAGUUUUCGAGGCACAGUGAUUUGCCAUCGACGUCAUCUAAGGGGGAUUCCGCAAAGCCCGGCCCAACCUCGCCUUGAAAGCAGCCAUCGCCGUCCAACAACUCGAUGAUGAUGUUAUUCUGUUGCGGAGGGACGCAGCGUAAGCGUUGAAGGCACGGGCGAAUCAAUUCUGUAACGGAGGCGGGAACCAUGGCUACGUGCAAGGCCCUGUUAGGUUUCAGGAAAUCGGCACUGUCCAACACCGGGCGCUGACGUCAUCUCAAGUCAUCGGGUUCUGUGCGAACGAAUGCCGUUACGCUUCCGAGUCAGCGAUGAGGCGGUGGGGACAGCGCGACAGGUGGUCGUGUCGUUUCGGGACAGGUCAACAUCGGGAGAAGCUGAGCCGUCUCAACCCGUGGCCGAGUCUUUCGUAUCGCUGAACGUCGCAAGCAACUCCGCACUUUUUUGUCCCUCUGCCCAACGGAGGAGGAAACCCGAGUCGAGCGAGGUGAUGAUUAACGGAGAUGCUUCGCCGGCCCGGCAGGAGGGCAAGGACCCGACUUUGGAGACCGAUUUCGGACUCUGGCGGCUCCCGGGGGGCAUAUAGCGAGCGUAAUCCAAAAUGGAUUCAACCCCGGCCAUCCAACCACAAGCCUCUUUGGUUCAUUCUCUUUCCCUCCGGUUUUGUUGAUGCUCGAAAAGCGACCAAGCGCUUCUGCUAUGCAGCUGAUUGUUUCUCACGAGCGUAACUGGUGAGUCGGCUCUUUUUCCGAAAAGAAAAAAAAUCUGGGUGGAGAAGUGACGACCGCCACUCGGGCUUCCUCGCGUCCCCCGAUUGUAUUCUUAUGGCACUUUUUUGUUUUGUUUUUUUUACAGCUGAGGUUUUAUGCAAGCCGUUUUAUACGUGAAAACCUUUGCCGGUGUGUUUUACUCCUGUUCUACCUCCUAACGUUGACACUCCUUGUGAACCAAUCGUUCAAAAUUUUAGCUGUCCCACGAGGAGGCCGGAUCUCGCCAGUCUCAUUCCAACUCACGUGCCUUACCGCUUUGUACGUCUCAAGCCGUGUCCACACAUUCAUCCCAAAACAUCUUCUUCCCACACCAGAAUCCAUUUGUCGACUUUCGGAUACAUUUCAACCAAUCAGAAGGCCAGUAGUCCACCACGCUUGCAAUUUGAAUCGGGGCGGCAUGGCUCAACGGUAGAGUGGUUGUUUCCCAAGCCGGCGGUGGGGAAAUCGAUGCUCGGCCAUUGGCAACGAUGUCAAAGUGUGCUUGGGGCAAAAUACCGAAGCCCCGGCCGGUUGCUCCUGGUGCUGCGUCAGCAGUCGAGUUUUGGAGUUCCUAUUCUACGGCGAUGGCAUAACCCAAAUUAGACCGUUGGACAGAAUGUGGUUAUAAUUACAGGAAAGGUUAUUCAGCAAUCAAAAAAAAAACAACCAAAAACCCAACCCCCCGCCCCCUUUGACAAUAUCUGCAUUCAUGUGGACAUGGCCUGAGGCUGGCUGAGCGUCACAGACUCAAGCACACAAUCCCGCCCCGCCACCACCACCGCGGCGGCCCUUCUUCUGUGCUCUGGCUUCAUGUUUCCUGACAGGCUGACAAGCAAGUAGCCAAGGGAGGGGCUGGCAGGCGGGGCGGGGAGGGGGAGAGGAGGAGGAGGAGGAAGGGGGGAGGGAGGGUUGCGGUGGGGUGAGGAAGCACCAUUUGCGUCAUUUGUCCAUUGGGAGGAGCUUCCGCCUUGUUUUGUCCAAGCCUCGAGCAGCUCCGCCAAUCCUGUGAGAUGUACGCUCCGGUGACUUUGUUUUCUGGUUUUUCAGCCUCUCUCUCUUCAGUGUCGAAAAACAGAGCUUGAGGAGGCUGACCAAUGAAAUAUUGUAUUUAAUUUAAUUUAAUAGAAAGCGCAAUGUUAUUUAUGUGUGUGAGCGCGUGUGUGUUGAGGGUUAUAUAAGCACAAAAGCCGUGUGUUGUCGAGAGCGAUCUUUAUAUAUAUUUCAAUGUAACCGAUGGAUGCAUUUGCUGGUAUUAAUUCAUAUUAAUAAUGAUGCAUUUUGGGGCAAUAUUUUAGAGAUUUUAUUCACCAAUACAGAAACUACAAAAAUGACAA
Hippocampus comes (tiger tail seahorse) is the source of this 4857-nucleotide messenger RNA. RefSeq names its product cell division cycle-associated protein 4-like. The record is from RefSeq and is a predicted model, not a curated record. The coding region runs from base 1791 to 2450 and encodes 219 amino acids. Lineage: Eukaryota; Metazoa; Chordata; Actinopteri; Syngnathiformes; Syngnathidae. Gene Ontology annotation, cellular component: nucleus. The transcript has 2 exons. Gene Ontology annotation, molecular function: transcription regulator activity.